Larimichthys crocea (large yellow croaker) is the source of this 5648-nucleotide messenger RNA. It is a transcript of the gene kcnab1a, whose product is annotated as potassium voltage-gated channel subfamily A regulatory beta subunit 1a. The transcript has 14 exons. NCBI's taxonomy places the organism in Eukaryota, Metazoa, Chordata, Actinopteri, Sciaenidae. Gene Ontology annotation, molecular function: potassium channel regulator activity; voltage-gated potassium channel activity; transmembrane transporter binding. Gene Ontology annotation, biological process: transmembrane transport; potassium ion transport; regulation of potassium ion transmembrane transport. Gene Ontology annotation, cellular component: membrane; juxtaparanode region of axon; cytoplasm. The record is from RefSeq and is a predicted model, not a curated record. Bases 562 to 1755 code for a protein of 397 amino acids.
ACAGAGAGCGGAGCGCCUGAGUCUCAUCUACGCCUCUCUCUGUUUCGUUCUCUGCCGUCUCUCUGCACUCUCCUCAGCUCUUCAGAUUGUCAUUGUGCAGCUGAAACCUUGUUGGAAAAAUUCCCACACCUCGGGAUCAGAGGCAGGACAAAGAAGAAGAGAAGACUGUUCAGGGAAUAAACUGGGGAUCCCUCAAAGAACUGAGGAGUCUUUUGUUCUUUGGAAGCUUUUCGAUGAUUGACCUGCCUCACUUCUGAAAGGAAAGACUGAAAAUGGGAGACUUAAUGUGAGAGUAAAAGAAAGUGAUUAAGUGAUGCCAAUGGAGAUGCAGCAUUUGGAAGUGAGCGAUUGAAGACUUAGUCCCAAUCCAUUACCAAGGAGAGAAACUACAAAAGCAAACAGGACAACCUGAGCACAGACUUUGAAUAAGAAGAGAAUAAUCAAGAGAUUAUUUUUAAAAAGACGCUCUUUGAGAUUUCCCCUGCCGGUCUCAGUCCUUCUGUCCCAUCUGCACUUUUUUUUCUCCAUCUCGGGCUCUGCUCCCUCAACUGAAACUCAGCCAUGCAGGUGUCCAUCGCCUGCACAGACCACAACCUGAAGAGGGGGAAUGGGGACCACAGCAAGCAGAGCGCCACCAGCCCCAACGUGGUGAACCAAGCCAGGGCCAAAUUCCGCACCGUGGCCAUCAUUGCACGUAGCUUCGGCUCCUUCACUCCGCGCCACAUUUCACUCAAGGAGUCAACGGGGAAACACACUGGCAUGAAGUACAGGAACCUUGGAAAGUCAGGACUCAGAGUAUCUUGCUUAGGACUGGGUACUUGGGUGACAUUUGGAGGACAGAUAACAGACGAGGUUGCAGAGCAGCUAAUGACUAUUGCCUAUGAGAGCGGAGUCAACCUGUUCGACACAGCUGAGGUCUACGCAGGCGGCAGGGCAGAAAUCAUUCUAGGAAACAUUAUCAAGAAGAAAUGCUGGAGGCGAUCCAGCUUGGUCAUUACAACUAAACUCUACUGGGGAGGAAAAGCAGAGACAGAGAGAGGACUGUCAAGGAAACACAUUAUCGAAGGUCUAAAAGGCUCUCUACAAAGGAUGCAGAUGGAGUAUGUCGAUGUAGUUUUUGCCAACCGCCCUGACAGCAAUACUCCCAUGGAGGAGAUUGUUCGGGCCAUGACUUACGUGAUCAACCAGGGCAUGGCGAUGUACUGGGGGACGUCUCGGUGGACAGCCAUGGAGAUCAUGGAGGCGUAUUCGGUGGCAAGACAGUUUAAUCUCAUCCCUCCAGUGUGUGAGCAGGCAGAGUAUCAUCUCUUCCAGAGGGAGAAAGUAGAAGUUCAACUGCCUGAACUUUACCACAAAAUAGGGGUUGGGGCGAUGACGUGGUCACCGCUGGCGUGCGGCAUCAUCACAGGAAAAUAUGAAAAUGGCAUACCUGAAUCUUCCAGGGCCUCUAUGAAGUCGUAUCAGUGGUUGAAGGAGAAAAUAGUAAGUGAGGAUGGAAGGAAGCAACAAGCCAAGCUGAAAGAGCUCAACCACAUCGCAGAGAAGCUGGGCUGCACUCUACCCCAGCUGGCUGUGGCGUGGUGUCUAAGAAAUGAAGGAGUAAGCUCAGUUCUUUUGGGAACAUCCAACCCAGAGCAGCUCACUGAGAACCUUGGGGCCAUACAGGUCCUUCCUAAAAUGACGUCUCAUGUAGUGUCUGAAAUCGACCACAUCCUGGGCAACAGGCCAUACAGUAAGAAAGACUACCGCUCUUAGACCAUGCCGGUUGGACUACCAAGAGGUCAGCCUACCUGCUUACCCUAGCUACUUAACCAUACUGCUACCAUGGACCCACUGUUCAAUGUUAAAGUCCGUGGUUCUCUCCUUGGGCCCCACUUCAGCCUGGAACAGACAGCCUCGCUGUGUCCAGCACUGCAUACUGUAACCUCGUCUGUAUGAGACGUGCCUGCUCAGAUCAGCUCUACCAGGUUCAUCUCAGGUCCAGUCCACCUCAACCAAGAGACACUUACCAAACUCAGCUUUUCGCAGCCUCAAAUGCAACAUUAGUUCAUAGGAGUAAAUCAAAACUUUUUGUGCUCCCCAACUAAGGUGUUAACCCCUUCAGUACCGGUCCAUUCGACUAUAACUAUGCAGAGCUUUUAGUCUUGUUACAGUUCAGCUCCACCAUCCAGAGCGUGACACCUCGACACAACUCCAUCCAGGCGCCUCAUGCAGAAAUUUCGAUGUGUUAAAUUCAACUUCCAUUAGACGCAAGGGAUGCUAGAACAGUUUGUAAUAGUUUUCUUGAUACACGUUCACACCAUUUCACACAUUUGCAGUCAGGAUUUGAGCUGCAUGGAAUGAAAAUCACUGCAGGAGUAUUUAAAGUAAAGUGCCUUGCUCAAGGGCACCUUGAUAGUAGUUGUUGAGUACGACUGUUUUAUUACUUAUUCACUUUGCCCACUCACGUCCUCCCAGCUCUCGGCCGGUGACUCAGACCCUCGACUCUCAAGCCUCUCCUCUUUAACGUCCAGACUUCCACCCACAAGUAAUUUAAUUUGAGCACACCAUUCAGAUUGAGCACAUAUUUUAUUCAUGAGGACCACAGCUGAAUACAUACUGUAGAUGCAAGCACCUUAGACUUACAAAUUAGAAGUACUUUAGGAAAAGGGGGGGGGCAUGAAAAAGCUUCAGUUGCAUGAACGUCCCCCAGUCCCCUCAGUUAGUCUUUGUGCAUUCAUCAAAUUGCUAUGCAGCGCAGCAAACAAAAUUACCAUAGGAGCUCAAUACUCUCACCUCUCGUGUCAGAGGGACACGUUCAAGUCGUGGGAUAAAAAAGUCUUGGUUAGUUUCCCGUGAAACUCAAGGUUCAAGCAUUGACACGGUGACCUGCACAUACUUCUUGAAAAAAGAGCUUUAUGAAUGAGGCCUCAACAAGCCGGUUCCCUUUUAGCCUGAAUUAGCUUUCAACUUCCUACAAAAUGUACUCAGUUCCAUAUUUACUAUAGUACAGGAUAGUAUUCAGUAGAUCUUAUAGGCUGCAAGUAUUAACCAACAAGAUGCAUGUUUCCCCUGCUAUAGUGUGCCUCUUUUUUCUUUCCUACAAAGCACAUAAUUAAACAACUGGAAAGAGUUUGAUCAAAAAUACUGCAGGCCUGUCAGCUGCCGGUGACCGCCUGUGAAGCAGGGGAACAUCAGUGUCAGUGAAGCUGGGAUUCUGUUCAGGGAGAGAGUAAAGCAUGUCGCCCCCGUGUGGUCUCAUUGAGGAGCAGCUGCUCCGCUUCUCUAGAUUAUUAGAAGAGAGAAACGACGCUUUGCAAAGAAAAGAAAAAACCUUUCUCUCAGUUUGCGUUCAUUUGACUCCUUUUCUGCCUGUGAACCGAACCUGCAUUGCUGAUGAAUGAACCUUGCAGAAAAGGACUUUAGCCUAUAAUAAAUAUAAUAACUCUAUAUAAUAAACGGAUGACAGACCUCUCAGCUGGUCAUGGUUAUUAUAACCGCAAAAACUGCUUGUGAAUGGCACAAAGAGGCUUAUAGACAAGGUAUCUGGGAUGUGACAAAGAUUACAGUAUUUAUUUUAGAGUAGUUAAUAAAAGUGAGAUUUAUUUUGACAUUUUGAGUUUUUGUUUUGAGCAUUAUGGGGAUGUUACAUGUACAUAAAAUGUUAAAGCAUACCUUGUAACAUAAGCAAAACCACAAAGAAGCCUCUCUUACGUAUGAGGACUUUAUUGUACUGUAUGGCGAAUAUAUAAAUAAGAUGUAAAUACUCCUCUGCAGUAUCACUGCAUCAGUUGCAGUGUUUUGAGUCAGUCUCCAUCCCAUCCUCCUGCAGCCUGACUUUACACUGUCACAGACUUCAUUUCAGUCUCCUGAAGGGUGUUUCAUAGAACUGUUUAUAAGGAGUAAGACUCAGUUUUGUUCAUUGUUUCGCAUUGUGACGUCAGAUUAUGAAAUCCUUAUUAGUAAUGGCAUUUUCUAAAGAACGGGCUUCUGUAAGUAAUGAGCUUCUGUUCAGACUUAAUCAUUGACCUUGAAUCUUUAUCUCUGACCAGGCGGCUCAGCUCUCACAGUCCACGGUUGUCACCUUCAUUCGUUUUUUUUUUAUCAUCUGGAAAACAAGCCAUCACCUAUUAGCAGAAAUGUUGGACAGGUUCCAAUCGAGUCACUGUCUUGUCUUUGGUGUACAUUUGUUGACUUCUCACACAAACACCCUCCAAAUUUUAAUCAAAAGAGAUUUUCGCUCUAUGUCGACUUUUGCCAAAAAUGCUGUUACACAUAUUGGAACGGAGCAUCAAUAAGCAGUGUACAGGCUUGCUGUAUUUAUUUAUUUUAUUUUUUUUUAGAUGUCUGGCCUUGGACAAUGGUGGUAAAUACAAACGGGGCGACCUGACCUCCACUUAAUUACUGUAAUGCAAAUGACCAUCCAUUUAGUAACAAACAACACACCCAGAGAAGCAAUUAUUUGCUCUUUUCCCUUAAAAGACAUACAUUGCUUAAUUACUUACACCCAUUUGACUCUACUUAAGAAAAUGUGGUCUAAAUAUUAAGUAGUGAUGAGUAAACAGUCAUAAAUUACAUUUGCUUUACUGUAACUCUAAAUGUGUAAUAUGUACUUAUGUGUACUUUUAGUUUGUGUUCAAGUCAAUAAGGUUCUUAUCAGUUCAUUCAGUGACCAUGUUGGAUCGCGGCCUGCCGGUGUGUGUGGAGACUUCUCCGCCCGACAGAGUGCCUUGACUUGUGACUUGUGUCCCACUACAGGAAAAAAACAUUCAGGGAUGUCUUUCAUUACGAGUUGUUAAAUGGUGUUUGGGUGCUGUCCUACAAAGUCAGACAAGAACAAUAUGUAUUAGAUUGCCUAAUCUACACUAUAUGUUACUGAUUACUUCAUUUGGACAAAAAUCUUUGAAACAAAGCAGCCUGACCCUCACAACAGUCUGUGUAGAGAUAAUAUACAGUAUACAGUUCCUGGAAAGACAAUGGUUUUGUUCUGUCCUUUAUUUAGGCCGUUUCUACAGAAAAAUCUUACUGGAAUAGUAAAAUCACAUAAGUAAAUGUGUUUUAGCAGCAUUGCUGAUGCAGUAGCACACAGUGUUUUCUCCUUUAAGUAGCCAUUCGCCUUAUGAAGCAUGCGUUUGUCUUUAUAAGGGGAUACAGUUUUUAACAGCUCCACAGCCUCUCCAACAAACUUUCUGUGCUUUCUGUAGAGGGAAGAUCAAGCAAUACAACUUUCCUAUGGGUACCAGUUUAGUGGCAUGUAAUGUAAUACAUUGAUAAUUUAGAGAAGCUGGUCAUAAUAUGAUCAUCAGUUUCUUCAACAACCCUGGUGAGAAGGUUUGACAACCAAAUUGGGACAAAGCCGGAAACAAUUAAGAGUUGAACAUUUAGCCACAGAUUAACUGAUUCAGAUGACAUGAAAAGUUUGAUGUGACACGAACUUCAACCAUGACUUCUGUUCUGGUAUGAAGCCAGCCCACAUCAGUUCUGAUCAAAAUGUCAACUAGUGUAACCGAUUUUACGGAUCAGUGUUGUUUUCUACAACAUGUCGAGUUCUGUUCUUGUUUUUGUUCAGAUGUAAAUCAUCAGUGUAUUAUUUCUCUCCUGGACAUGUGGUUUCUCUGUAAAUAAUCUAUAUGAAAGUGUGAUUAUGAAUAAAUGCAUUGCCAAUGGAA